CCUGAAUCUCCAGCUGUAAGACAAAGAGGUAGUAAAAACAGCCUCUGUCUGAGGGUACAGACAGUUUCCACAGAGUGACCAUGGCUGAGUACAAGCUAGAGGUGACAACAGGUGACAUGCAAUAUGCAGGAACAUGGGACAACAUAUAUGUCACCUUACUCGGAACUGAAGGGCAGAGUGAGAGAACUAAGUUGGACAACUUUGACUUUUCAACUGGGACAACAGGCAUCUACACCGUAAAAACCAGUUCAUCUCUGGGGAAACUUCUGCUGGUCAAGAUGGAGAAAGACCCUUUUUUGAUUCUCCCAGAAGAUGAGUGGUACUUCUCCAAAGUAGUGGUGACGACUCCAGAAGGAGAAGCCAUUCUUUUCCCCUGUUACAGAUGGAUCUCCAGGGGAGAACUGGUGGAGCUGAGGGGAGGGAAAGCCAUGAAGGGUUGUGAGGAGGACCAUCCCCUGUCUGAGCUCCCAGCAAAUGAAAUCGCCUACUCUAAAUCCAAAUCAACUGAACUAUAUAAUACGAAAUUAAUGAUUGGUCUUGAACUGAAGUUGAAGGGGCUGCUUGGAUCUACUGAAAAAUGGAAAAACUUUGAAGACAUGAAAAAAAUCCUCUGGCGCAAAAAGACGACAAUGUCAGAGUACGUUGCAGAGCACUGGAAGGAAGACGACUUUUAUGGAUCCCAGUUUCUGAACGGAGUCAACCCCAAUGUGAUCAAGCGCUGCUCAGAGCUUCCCCCAAACUUUCCAGUCACAGAGGAGAUGGUGAAGCCGUUCCUGGCAGAGGGAACCUCUCUGCAGAAGGAAAUGGAGAAAGGCAACAUAUUCCUCUGUGACAAGAAGAAGAUGGAUGGAAUACCCCCGAGAGCCAAGAAUGGUGAACCUCUGCAUGUGACACCUGGUUUCUGUUUGUUGUACUUAAACCAAGAAGACAAACUGAUGCCAAUAGCAAUACAGUUAGAACAGCAACCCUCUGAGCAGAACCCCAUCUUUCUGCCCAGUGACCCAGAGACUGACUGGCUGCUGGCCAAGAUGUUCAUCAAAAAUGCAGAUGUGAUGGAUCAAGUAGCAGGCCAGCACCUCAUGAACACUCACUUUCUGGCAGAGGUCUUUACUGUUGCCGCUCUCCGCAGUUUUUCUGUGAUUCAUCCCCUCUACAAGCUGCUGUUCCCACACUUCCGGUUCACUCUGUCCACAGGCAUUUCAAGCUGCAAAACUGUUUUGUCACCAGAGGGGAUUUUAAAUUUUGAGCUCAUGAGAAGGGCUCACUCUGAAACAACCUACAGCUCCCUCUGUCUGCCAGAGAACAUCACUGCACAAGGACUGGAGUCCAUACCCAACUUCUACUACAGAGAUGAUGGCCUGAAGCGGUGGAACAUCAUUAACAGCUUUGUGAAGGCAGUAGUGGAGUACUAUUAUCCCUCAGACAGUGAGGUGCUGAAAGACACUGAGCUGCAGGAAUGUAUCAGUGAGAUAUUCACACAUGGCUUCUUAGGAAACAAAGCUUCAGGUACUUAA
This is a messenger RNA of Epinephelus fuscoguttatus (brown-marbled grouper), 1514 nucleotides long. RefSeq names its product hydroperoxide isomerase ALOXE3-like. Bases 81 to 1514 code for a protein of 477 amino acids. NCBI's taxonomy places the organism in Eukaryota, Metazoa, Chordata, Actinopteri, Perciformes, Serranidae. The record is from RefSeq and is a predicted model, not a curated record. Gene Ontology annotation, molecular function: protein binding; iron ion binding; oxidoreductase activity, acting on single donors with incorporation of molecular oxygen, incorporation of two atoms of oxygen. The transcript has 11 exons. Gene Ontology annotation, biological process: linoleic acid metabolic process; lipid oxidation.